AUGAAUCAAAGAGUGGAUUGGAAAGGUGGAUCAUUCGUCCACAUGAUGAUUGUCCUAGAAUGUAUAUCUUUCCAAUUGAAACAGGAUGAUGCUGCUAAUGAGAAAUAUGAUCACAUCAAAAUAUUCGAGUAUUUUAAUUAA
Cavenderia fasciculata is the source of this 141-nucleotide messenger RNA. RefSeq lists its product as uncharacterized. Bases 1 to 141 code for a protein of 46 amino acids. Lineage: Eukaryota; Evosea; Eumycetozoa; Acytosteliales; Cavenderiaceae. The record is from RefSeq and is a predicted model, not a curated record. The transcript has a single exon.